Cordyceps militaris CM01 is the source of this 291-nucleotide messenger RNA. RefSeq lists its product as uncharacterized. Bases 1 to 291 code for a protein of 96 amino acids. The transcript has 3 exons. The record is from RefSeq and is a predicted model, not a curated record. Lineage: Eukaryota; Fungi; Ascomycota; Sordariomycetes; Hypocreales; Cordycipitaceae.
AUGCCUGCCUUUGAGUACUGCUGCAAGUGCGGUAGCAUGAUUGUCAUCAGCACCACCUGCUCCAACUGCGGCCACCAGCACCCGAACGUCGAACAUGAACGCGAGAGGCAUGGACGGAUCAACAGUGGCCUGACACGAACCGGGCACAUGUACGCCUAUUCGGUGAAGAAGAUUCUUUUUUUUCCUCGUUACGAGCGAACGACGCAAAAAGGCGCGGCGACACGACCAAAUGACUUGACAUUAUGCUAUUGGGGGCAAACAAACGGCGUUUUUUACUUUUGGAUUUUCUAG